AUGUGUAAUGCCAUUUUACAGGACCCUGAUAGCGAGGACGAUGAUCCGGAUGCUUUACAGGUGUGCAGAAUAUGCUUAGCGGUGGAUUGCAAGAUGUUUUCCAUAAGAAAAUUCAAGUUGGAGCAAUCGUUUGAAAAUUUGACCGGAUCUGAGGUCAACAAAGAAGACAAGUUUCCUCAAAAACUGUGCUAUAUUUGUUUCCGACGGCUCGUCAACUGUGCGCGACUCAGAGCACAGAGUCUGAAGGCUGAGUGUCUCAUGAUGGAGAUUAUGAGGAAACAGGACCUCACAUACGAAAACAUAAAAGCGAUUAACCGCGAAAAAAACUUGCUCACACCGAAUCUAGCUCCAAAACAAUUCGAAUCCAACCACUACGAUUUAUUCCUUGAAGACGAUAGAACUAAAGAAAUAAACUUCGACAAUACAUUCAGCAAUGAAGUGUUUUUGGAAGAGUUUGACGCAAGAAUGGAGACAGAUAUGAACGAAUCCGCCGAUGGGUAUUCCUCAGAUGAUUCUCUGCCUCUAGAAGUUAGUAAGAGAAAGAAAGAGAUGGAAGAAUCUGAGAAAAUGAAGGCGGGUGAUGAUGAUAAACGUAAAGGUGAUGAGCUGAAAUGCUUGGUUUGCGCGCAGAGUUUUAAAGAAGAGUUUGAUUAUUACAGCCAUGUAGCGAACCAUACUGAACACCCAGUGGUUGUCACCGAAAACCAAAUAACCAUAGAAUUCGACAGAAAGUACUACGAGCCAAACGUCGAAGAAAACGACACAAAAGAUGACGAAUUAGAAGAACUAUCACUCGUCAUAGACACAGAACGUAAAGGCGAUGACGACCUAAAACUAGAACAGAUAUUAGACGACUAUGUAGCGUCAGAAAAAGAUUAUUCUAGUGACGAAAGCACGCUCCAAGAAGUAAAGAAGAAGAAAGAACAAAAAAAACUCAAGAAAAAACCGCAAAAAAAUAAAGAACCGAAAAUUGAUAGGCGAAGAAAACCGUUUUUGAGUGACGAUUUGAACGAAACGCUGUUUACAAUAAUAGAUUUGACGUAUGAAGAGCAAGUGGCUGAAAUUGAGAAAAGGCAAGAGAGUUCGAACUUUAAGAAUGCUGUGUUUAAGUGUAUGGAAUGUUACAAAGGUUUUUUAGACGAGGAUGCGUAUAAUUCUCAUAUGCUGAGGCAUACGGAUGAAUGCGGCGUACACCGGUGCGAUGUAUGUAAGACCCAUUUCAGACAUCCACACGCUCUCAGAAAACACAUCACUGCACAUCACACACAGAGAUUCAGCUGCAAGCAGUGUCCUUACGUGACCGCGCACAGACAAUCCGCUCGGUUGCACGAGCGGUGGCACAAGGGAACUAAAUACGCCUGCCCACACUGCCCGGACGAGUUCCUCAAGUUCACAACCUACAUGGGCCACAUUCGCAUAAAGCAUCCAUCCGACUUCGUCUGCCAACUAUGCGGGUAUUCAUUCGUAAGCGAAAAAGGGAUAGCGCUGCACAAGAAACUGAAGCAUCGGCAGGAGAAUACGCAGAUACCAGAAGAUGGCCCGACGUGCGAUCUGUGCAACAUUCGCUUCGUGGACACAGACGCGUACAAGCGACACAUCAGCGUGUCAGCGAGGCACAACCCUGUUGAUAAGGGUGAGUCUAACACAGUCUUUCCCAAAGUGGGCAAUAACGCCCCCUUGUGGGCGCUGCAGGCUUAA
Messenger RNA from Ostrinia nubilalis (European corn borer), 1698 nucleotides. RefSeq names its product zinc finger protein 2-like. Bases 1 to 1698 code for a protein of 565 amino acids. Gene Ontology annotation, cellular component: chromosome; nucleus. Gene Ontology annotation, biological process: regulation of transcription by RNA polymerase II. The transcript is spliced from 9 exons. NCBI's taxonomy places the organism in Eukaryota, Metazoa, Arthropoda, Insecta, Lepidoptera, Crambidae. The record is from RefSeq and is a predicted model, not a curated record. Gene Ontology annotation, molecular function: zinc ion binding; chromatin insulator sequence binding.